Molecule: messenger RNA, 957 nt
Organism: Trichoderma aggressivum f. europaeum
Lineage: Eukaryota; Fungi; Ascomycota; Sordariomycetes; Hypocreales; Hypocreaceae
Exons: 1
Coding region: 1-957 (318 amino acids)
Cellular component (GO): nucleus
Source: RefSeq, a predicted model, not a curated record
AUGAGCUGCUCGUGCCGCGCCGUCCCGUGGCGGACGUUUGCGCGUGGCCUCGCCCAGAUUCACCGACCCGACGCUCCUCCAGCCGUGCAGUUUCGAUGGCCGGCCCGUCCUCUGGUGGUCUUGGGGCAGAAUCGUGGGUUGCAUGCUUCGGGGCUUCGGAGGCAGGAUGGAGCGGCGACGGCGGUGGGCACAAAGAAGAGUGGAGAGGAGGGAUCUCGGGGUGCGAUUGUCGAGGAUGCGCAGCCAAACACCGCGAAGGCACUGGACGAGAUGGCGUCGAGUAUAGACGCUGAGGCGGAUUCGCAACCGGUCGAGAGGAAGCGGACGAGGAGGGAUGGAGGGAGCAAGAGGAGAUUUGCUGCUGCUGAUGGAGAGGAGGGCUCAAAGAAUACGACGUCAAGGGCAAAGACGGGACGAAAAGUCAGGCCAAACUCUGCCGAAACCCAGCCGACAGAUUCGACUGAACAGUUGUCAAAGCCAAGAUCCAGGAACCAAGAGCCGUGGCAGCUCCAGAAAGCAGCGCUUAAAGAGAAAUUCCCAGAGGGAUGGCAGCCGCGCAAACGACUCUCGCCAGACGCCCUGGCUGGGAUCCGGGCUCUCAACGCACAGUUCCCCGAUGUUUACACCACGGAUGCGCUGGCAGACAAGUUCCAGGUGUCGCGCGAGGCGAUUCGACGAAUCCUCAAGAGCAACUGGAGGCCGUCGGUCGGCGAAGAAGAGGAUCGCCAGCAGCGCUGGUUCAAGAGAGGCAAGCAGGUGUGGGAGCAGAAGGCGGCGCUGGGGAUCAAGCCGCCGCAGAGGUGGCGGAUGGAGGGCAUCGCGCGAGAUCCGGGCUAUCACGAGUGGAGCAAGAAGGCGUCGCAGCGCGAGAAGGAGUGGGAGGAGGAGGAGAUUCGCAAGUAUCGGGCGUAUCGGGAGAAGAUGAAGAAGAAGGCGGAGGGGAAGACCAAGUUGUGA